CUAAUCGGUAAAGGCUCUAGAAGUGCGCCAAGUUGCGAUGUCAUACGGGUGGUCGGAUCCACCCCGCGCUUGGAUUGAAAUUUACACCUGCUGGUCUUCUCGGUACAUCAUACGCGUCAAAGUGCUGCUACAAUGAAUGUAUAACAUCGUAUAGCUCGCUGCGAGUCCAGUCCAGCCAAAAUGGCUGCCACGGCUGACCUUGCGCAACAGUUUGCUCUCGCUGGCCUCACUAUAUACCAGUCAUUUACUGCACAAGCGUAUAACUCAACCCGCAAGGAGGGCGUGCCAGCGCUACCAACCUUCGGCCGCAAGAACACUUUGGCAGUGCUUGUUGGCAACACUAAGGAGCUAUGGAGGUGCUUUCUAAAACACCUUGCAAGGGACCCGGAACAACUGGACAACGACUCGCCGCUGGACAGCUACGUGCGCAAGACCAUCUCCAGCAUCGUCGACGGCGUCUACCUCCCACCAACGGACUUGGAACCACCUCAAGUGCGGUUCGCCGACACGUUCAGCGGCCCCAACUUCUGCGACAUGCUGCACGCGGCGACGGUAUCCGGGUUGGCGUGGAAGGACGACGAGCUCCACCUGUGUUGCACCCGGCGGUGGGGCUGCUGGUUUGCGCUGCGGGCUGUCAUCGUGUUUGACGCGGACGCCCCCGCGUCGGCUAUCGACAUCACGGCCAUGGAGGAGCCCUUCCCGCAGCUGCGUCCGCAGCUGUCGCAAGCCUAUGCAGAGGUCGUAGCAGCAGGAGGUCUGCAGAACUGGGCGGCAUCCUGGCGCAGCUGGGCUGCGUUGCGGCAGCUUGCCAGCUCUCUUGCGACGGUGGAAGGCUGCCAGUAUGACGAUGAACAGAUGGCAUAUCACUACACGAAGGACCGCGACGUCCUCCGCCGUGCCGUGGAGGCGGUUCGACAGGGGCCAGGGGUGAACUGAGCUAUUCAGCUUUGUCGGGGGUUUCGCUUCAAAACUGCCUACUGUACGUGCCAUCGUGAUCAACUGCUUUACAUGUAUCGCCUGAGGCGCUGGGCUAAAUGAUCAAAUGUUGCUGGCUAGUGUGCCCAUCGUGCACGAGGGCCCAAGCUUGAGUUACGACUAAAAAUAUCGGUGUGGCUGAUGACAGUAUAGAAUUUUGUAUUGCACCUAAGGUUAAACGGCCACGGUUUUCAGGCCGGUUUUUUUACUUCAGUUCUCAGUCCUUCGGAGGCUCCGCCCUACGCGGCUUCCAGUUCGUUUCCGACUGUGAUGAGUCCUGCUUUAGAUCACCAGGACAAGGAGGGCAUAAGCGAGUGACACGCGCACAACAUGUUGCGCUCGACACGUUGAGGAAGCUGAUGUAGGAGUGCAGCUUGCUCUGUAAUUGCAUAAAUAC
Messenger RNA from Chlamydomonas reinhardtii, 1372 nucleotides. RefSeq lists its product as uncharacterized. The coding region runs from base 181 to 936 and encodes 251 amino acids. The record is from RefSeq and is a predicted model, not a curated record. Lineage: Eukaryota; Viridiplantae; Chlorophyta; Chlorophyceae; Chlamydomonadales; Chlamydomonadaceae. The transcript has a single exon.